CCAGAUGCCCCCUGGGUGCCCUCCGUCCAGCACGGGCGCCCCGAGGAGGGACUCGGGGCUUCUGGGUCCCCGGCCACCGCCCGGGCCGCGGUCUGCUCCGGCUUGUCCCCGCCGCACCCAUCCGGCCCAAUUUUCAAGUCCAGACCACUCCCAGUUCACACUGUUAAGAAGCGCUUCGGCAGUUUCCCACCGCAUUUGCCACCAGGCGGGCCACUACGCAGCUACGGACGCCACGUGGUCACUCGAGUGACCAACGGGUGGCCACGCAUUCUUCGGAGCCAACCUCUGCUUUCACCUGUAAAACUAAAAAACAAACCCCAAACAGGCAAAACGCAUGAGCGGCAGGCGCAGCAACACAAGAACAGAGGCAGUGCAGGCGGGCGGCUGCGCUCUCGCUGUCUCUGGAUCGCCCUGGCGCAGCUCCGCCCGGGAAGGGGGCGGUGAGGAGACCGGAAGCGCGCGGCGGCCGCCCCGCUCCGCCCCGGAGGCCGGUCCUGCCCAGCCACUCGCCGGGAGCCGGCGCGCCUGCCCGAGCCUUACUGAAGCGAUAACACAGUUUCUGGCCGGCGUGUCACCCCGGGAUACUUGUGCAGGACAGGUCUCAGCAGAGGGCCACCUCGGGCGAAAUGGCACUCGUGCCCUAUGAAGAGGCCGCUGGAGUGGGGCUCCAGAAAUUCCACAAGCCCUUUGCCACCUUCUCUUUUGCAAACCACACCAUCCGGGUGCGGCAGGACUGGCGGCAACUGGGAGUCGCAGCAGUUGUUUGGGAUGCGGCUGUCGUUCUGUCCACGUACCUGGAGAUGGGCGCUGUGGAGCUCAGGGGCUGCUCUGCCGUGGAGCUGGGUGCCGGCACGGGGCUGGUGAGCAUCGUGGCUGCCCUGCUGGGUGCUCAUGUGACUGUCACGGAUCGAAAAGUAGCAUUAGAAUUUCUUAAAUCAAACAUUCAAGCCAACUUACCUCCCCAUGUCCAAACCAACACUGUUGUUAAGGAGCUGACUUGGGGACAAAAUUUGGAGAGUUUUUCACCUGGAGAAUUUGACCUGAUACUUGGAGCUGAUAUCAUAUAUUUAGAAGAAACAUUCACAGAUCUUCUUCAGACACUGGAAUAUCUUUGUAAUGAUCACUCUGUGAUUCUUUUAGCUUGCCGAAUUCGCUAUGAACGGGAUAACAACUUCUUAGCGAUGAUGGAGAGGCAGUUUACUGUGAGUAAGAUUCACUAUGAUCCUGAAAAAGACGUACAUAUUUACAAAGCACAGAAGCAAAGCCAGAGGGAGGACUUAUAGUUGGGUAUACUUUAUAAGAAUAUUGGCCCUAAGAAGGUCAAUUAAGGUCUUAGACUGAGAAUCUAACCAUCUUUAAUGCAGUGGCUUACUGUACAAGUCUGUCUGAAGAAUGCUCUCAAGGGACAAAGCACAUGUGCAGUUUUAAAACAGAGCAGAGUUUUGUUCCAUUGUGAUUCUUUGUCAUGUUUUACUGCACUGAAAUCUAGUUAACGUUAAAGUGUGAGAUUUUGGGUUAUGCAGUAUCCUUUGCUGCUCCACCUUGAUAAAAUUUUCACUGAUAUGAUGAAGGGCUGGUAUAAAGAUGUCUUUGUUUUGGUGAGGUUAAGUCAUAAGCCUAUUAACAUUCUGAGAUAUAUCCCAGUUUUCUAAUUUUCUGAAUAUAAGAGGUUUAAUCUGAGCUUUUAGUGCUCUUGCCCCAUUUAGGUCUUAAACACUUUUUGAUUGUUGAGAUUAGGAUGGGAGUUUCCUGGGAUUCGUGUUCUGUUUUUUGGCUUAAUUUCAGGUGGAAGUAUAUAAACAAAGCAAUAAGUAAAAAUUUGAGUUACUUUUUGAAAGCAUCUAAAGCCUUGGACUAGAAUGUGUUACCUUCUUCAAAUCAGAAGUUGUUGUUUUUCCCUUCAGCUUUGCGUUUCUCACAUUUCUGUAUAUAUUUCCUAAGCCAGUGAUAGCGAACCUUUUAGAGACCAAGUGCCCAAACUGUAACCCAGAACCCACUUUAUUUAUCACAAAGUGCCAAGACUGGAAAUAACCCUGAAUAGCUGAUGCUCAGCUGCUGUGUGUGCCCACCGGAGCGUACAUGCUAUAGGUUCACCACCACUGUCUUAGGCUUUCCCUGGCUCUUUUCAACCCUUCUCAAGAAGCUAGCCCCAAGCUCAAGCUCCUUCCAUCCAUGUGGUACCUACAGCUGCUUACUCAGUGUGGGUAUUCCUGGUGGGCUUCGAGCUUCUAGAGGGCCAGAAGGUUCCUGCCUCUUUCAUUGCCUUCUCAGCAUCUAGUGUAUCACAGCCAAAUAAUGAAAAAAGAUAUAUUCCAGUUAGAGAGUAUUGACUUUGGGUUAAAUGACUGCUAUGCUGUUUUAUGAUUAUCUUUCAUAGACUUUAUGAAGUUCCUACGUAUGAACUUUUCCUUUUACAUUGUCAAAGUUUAAAUGUAGUUUAAACAAAUUUAGGCCACAAGAUUAUAAUUUCAUAUGGUAUUUGCACUAAAGAGAUUUGUUUACAAGUUAUUAAAAAUAAGACUUUAUCCCCUUAUCCUCUUUAAUCUUUUAAUGAAUAUUUUGUAAGUGGGAAUACCUAAUGUUAUUUUCUACAUACAUGUAUUUAUUUAUUUUUGGGUAGAUUUUGAAACAGGGUUUCAUUUUGUAGUUCAGGCUGGCCUGAAACUCUUGGCGAUUCUCCUGCCUCAGUCUUCCAAAUGCUAGAUUACAGGCAUGUGCCAAUACACUUGGCUUAAGUGUACUUGUUUUGCCCUUAAAUACAUAAAUGUACAGUGGACUCUUGAGUUACGACUGGCCUGACAUACGAACAACUUGGAUUAUGACUGGAAUUUUAGUUUUAACUUACAACCAAAGUCUUGAGUUACGACCUGAAUGCCAGCUAUUUGUACUUCCAGACGGUCUCAGAUACAGAUUUAACCCUUAAAGAGUUCUGGAAGGAACAUUACAACAUCCUUUCCUGUGUGGGGUUAAUUGAGAAAUCCCAGGCCAAUAUCUGAGGAAACUGAGAUCUGCCUGUAUACAGGAGAGAGACUUUGAAGGCUGUGUAGAGGAGCCUGAGCCUUCAUUGACCAACUUGAGUUACAACUAGCUCUUGAGAAUGAACUGAGUUCAUAGCUCAAAAGUCCAUGGUAGUCCAAACCUAUUUUACUAAGCCUUGACUUUCAUACCGUUCCAUUUCUUUAACAUUUAUGCAGUUAAGUAAUCCAGUGGAUACCAGUACCUCUCCUCUAAUAUCAAAUAUUGCUGUUAAGACACUAUCUUAAAAUAUAUGUAUGAUACAAGAUUAUUAGAACUCCGCUAGAAAGGAUGCUGUUGUUCUCUGGCAGUUCCCUCUUAAGGAUAGCUUGCUUUAGAUCUUGAUAGAACUACUUGAAGCUGGUAUCAUCUUCAGGUAGUUUCUAACAUUUUACACUAAAGGGUCAGAUUUCUGACCCAUCAAAAUACUUUAGCUGAACACUAGAUAUUUUAGGGCAAAAUACAGUAUUGUCUGGAAUGUUUAUCUCAGCAAAUACAACUUAUGCUCUGGAAGAUUAGGGUACUUUAGGAAGGAGGAAUGGAUCCUCAGCAAUACUAAAAUAACAUUCUCAGUAACAAAAUCAUGUUAAUUUAUGUUAAGAUCCACUUCCACCAAGCCAUACUAUGUUUUUUUUUUUUUUUUUAAUGGUGGUGCUGGGAAUUGAACCCAGGGCCUUGUGAAUACUAGGGAAGUGCUCUACCACUGAGCUACAUCCCUAGCUCCCAAUUGCAUACUUUAUGGGUCGCAUUUGCUACCAGUUCUUAAAUUAACAAAAUAAGACUUUUAUGUAUAAAGUUCUUAAAAAUUCUAAUGUAUUCAAUAUUGGUAAAUGCAGCUAGAUAUAGGGCUUGACUUGAGUUGGUGAAACAGAUACGAUUAAUUUUAGUGUUAGAUAAACCAAUCAUAAUCUUACUGUUCCCCAUAACCCUCCAUGUAGAGUGAAGUAGCACUUUCAGGAUUUUUUUUUUUUUUAAAACAAGAAUGAGUUACCCUGCAGAGCGCUGCCCUGGGAAGCUGGAGACCAUGUUCUCUUCGCACCCACAUGAACAGCAUGAAGUCUGGACAGUCCUCAGAUGAUUUACUUUAAAAUCUAAGGAUUUCCUUGUUAGCUGUUAAGUCUUCUGCUCUAAAAGCACAAUAUACUUUUCUGUCUACAACCAUGGGUUAAAACUUUAGUAACACUAGAAAAGAUGGAAUUUUGAAAAAUUGGAUCAGUGAGAAAAUAGUUGAGGGAGAUUAGAAAGGAAAAUAGUACUAACAGGAGCAAAAGGGAAGUUAUCUACUUUAUAACCUUGUAUAAAACUGGUUCUGCUAUUUCUAAUUUUUCUUUCUAAAAACAAGAUGAAGUUUGACAUUAAAAAAUACUAACCAACAUAAGUUAACAAAAACAGCAUAUCAGGUUCUUAAUGCUUAGGAAACAAUCCGCAAUAUGAAGAAAACAGUACUUCAAAAAUAAUUUCUAAUUCUUAGUAUCUGUCCUGAAGAUAUAUAAGCUUGUACAAACACUAACUCCCCUGUAUCUAAUAUAUAUGUGUAACCAUCAAAAGUUUAAAACAACCUAAUAGAAACAGUUUAUAAUCCAAGGGAAGAGAGACUGUACACUUGUGUGCACAGUUGAGAUUGUCACUAAAAACAUGUACAAGAAAUUGCUUUUUUACUGUUUGCCUAAUGUUAAGACUAGUUUUUUUUUGUUUUGUUUUUUUAACCAAUGUACUUUAAAUAAAAUCCAGUUAAACAGUGGA
Messenger RNA from Heterocephalus glaber (naked mole-rat), 4758 nucleotides. It is a transcript of the gene Mettl21a, whose product is annotated as methyltransferase 21A, HSPA lysine. NCBI's taxonomy places the organism in Eukaryota, Metazoa, Chordata, Mammalia, Rodentia, Bathyergidae. Gene Ontology annotation, cellular component: cytosol; protein-containing complex. The record is from RefSeq and is a predicted model, not a curated record.